UGGGCCAGCAGCACUGCAGCAGGGCAGCAGAUAGUGAGUGCACCGAUAGGAUGAAGCUCCUGUGUGCUGUCCUGUGGACCGCAGUCGUCGCAGGAACCCCAGACUUUGCUUCGUGUUUUGUGGCUGGGCCACGCCUCGCACCGCGAGUGUCGGUCGCAGUCAAUGCCUUGCUCAAGUGCAGAGCGGAGAACUCCGCUUUCAGUACCACCUCUAGCAGGAGGAUGCGGCGGCGAAGAGUGUUGACAGCUACAGCACAAGGGCCAGGCAUGGAUAUCGACGCGGAAGGGUCCGGGAAGGAGAUUAGAGUGGACAUCAAGGGGGGAAUCCAGGGUAUCCCGAAGGAAUCAUGGGACGGGCUUUUGCGACCAGACGAGUCACCAUUCUUGGAGCACGAUUGGCUGUACGCAAUGGAGAAGAGCAAGUGCGCCACCGUAGACACAGGAUGGCAACCGCAGCACUUGGCGGUCACAGCAUCGGAGGGGUCCUCCGCCCUGAUAGCAGCCGUCCCAUUGUACGUCAAAUACCACUCGAUGGGAGAGUUUAUCUUCGACCAGAGCUGGGCGGAUGCAUCCCAGCGGGCGGGCUUGCCGUACUAUCCGAAGCUUUUGGUCGGGGUGCCCUUCACACCCGCCUCCGGUGCCAGGGUCUUGAUCGACCCUUCUUUGAAUGAGAAGACCCGGAAGGUGGUCCGAAAAACGAUCGCCAUGUUCUUAAGAAAGCUGGCGCACGACAACAACAUCAGCUCUGUGCAUGUCAAUUUCUGCACGGAGGAAGAGGUAGAGGCAUUCACAAGCUCCGGGUUCUCGCAUCGGAAAGGUCUUCAGUAUCACUGGAGAAAUCAGGACCGAAAGUCCGAUGACAAUGCCAACAAUGGCGACAACAACCGUGGUGUGGCCGGAAAAAUGACGGCCGCGGAAUCCACCGUAGUCCUGGGCCCGUCAUCUGCAACCCAGUCUGAGAUAGCUCAGCAGACUGUGACUGCGGCACAAGAAGGGGACAACGGCACAAGUCCGAAGAAAUACGCCGAUUUUGACAGCUAUCUUGGGAAUUUCGCAUCCAAGCGGAGAAUAAAGAUUCGACGAGAGCGACGGAGCGUCUACGAAGAUGCGGGAGUCAGCGUAACCGCUUACCGGGGGGAUGACAUCACUGACAACAUGAUGGAAACGGCCUUCUUCAUCUAUAAGUCGACCAUCGACAAGAUGAUGUACGGGCGGCUGUACCUGAACAUCGGCUUGUUCAAGGAGCUAGCGCAGUCCUUCAAGAGGAACAUCGUUCUUAUCCUUGCUGAAAAGAACGGGAAGGUUGUAGCUGGGACAUUCAACGUCGUUAAGGCCGGUCGGUUCUACGGGCGCUACUGGGGAGCUUUCGAGACAGUCAAGAACCUGCACUUCGAGGCUUGCUACUACAAGGCGAUCGAGUUCUGCAUCGAGAACGGACUCGAUGUUAUGGAGCCGGGAGCAGGCGGUGGCGAUUUCAAGUUCCUGAGAGGCUUCGACCCGGCCAUCGUGAACAGCUGCCACUACUGCACACAUCCAGGCCUGCGGGGAGCGGUGGACAGCUUUUUAGACGAAGAGCGCGCCUCGAUCGACGAGUAUGACCAAUACCUCACCGAAAGAAGUGCGCUCGCGGAUAGGACGAAAAUCGCAAAUGCCAGCACGAGCGCAAAUGCUGAGAAAGCCGGAGCCCGAAAUCGGGGUGAUUGCGAUUAACUCUGUUUCUGCUGUCUGAGAUGCUGACGUAAAGUUGUGUCGUCGGCCAAUUUUGAAUUCUUUGUUCACAGGACACGCAAGGUGUGUGGUGCUCUAUUUUGUAGGUGUGCUUCGUCUGAC
Molecule: messenger RNA, 1829 nt
Organism: Ectocarpus siliculosus
Lineage: Eukaryota; Phaeophyceae; Ectocarpales; Ectocarpaceae
Source: the annotation of a GenBank genome assembly